AUGUCAUCUAAUAGGCCUGAUUUAAAGUUCACUGAUAUUUCGGAAGAGAGAGGAUUUUACAGAAGAUUCUUAAAUCUUUCCGAGAAGCCUGCAUCCACUAUAAGGAUCGUGGAUAAGGGAGAAUAUUAUAUAGUUGUUGGAAAUGACGCCUUAUUUGUUGCGGACAGCAUAUACCACACUCAGUCUGUAUUGAAGGAUUGCAAGUUGGACCCCUCCGUGUCAAAACAAUUCAAAGAGCCAUGCAAAUAUGUAACUGUGUCUGCACAAAUGAUCAGUAAUUUGCUGAAGAUUUGCCUACUGGAAAUGAAUUACAAGGUCGAAGUAUAUGAUAAAUCGUGGAAACUGGUCAAAAGUGCUUCACCCGGAAAUAUUGAACAAAUUAUUGACUUGAUGAAUGUGUCUAUUGACUCCUCCAUUGUGAUUGCCAGUUUAAAACUGAAGUUCAACUCACAGGAAGGAUUCUGCGUCCUUGGUGUCGCAUUCAUAGACACAAGCAACUAUAAGAUCGGUAUGCUAAACAUUAUUGACAACGAAGUUUACUCGAAUUUAGAGAGUUUAUUGAUUCAGCUUGGAGUCAGAGAGUGCUUGAUUCCUGAUUUAACUCAAAGUGAAAAUGCCAGUGGAGAACUGAAGAAAAUUUCAGGUAUUAUUGAUAGAUGUGGCUCUGUGGCAACCUUAGUGAAGAACUCAGAAUUUUCUGACAAAGAUGUUGAUCUUGAUUUGACCAGACUAAUCGGUGACAAAUUAUCCCUAUCUUUGCCAAAAUUUUCUACACUGUCUCUUGGUGCUUGUGGCGCACUUUUGGGCUAUCUACAGUUACUGAGUGAAGAAGAUCAACUUGGUAAAUAUGAGAUUACUGAGCAUUCCCUAAAAGAGUUUGUCAAAUUGGAUGCAUCAGCUAUAAAAGCGCUAAAUUUAUUCCCACAAAACUCUUCCCAGAAUUUAUCAGCUACUACAGAUACAUUUUUUGGUACUGGAGGCGGUAGUAAUGGUAAAAUAUCAUCUUUAUUUCAGCUAUUGAACAAUUGCAAGACAAAUGCAGGCGUUCGAUUACUCAAUGAAUGGCUAAAGCAACCUUUGACAGAUUUAAAUGAGAUCGAUAAAAGGCAUACAUUAGUUGAACAUUUGAUUGAGCAACUUGAACUGAGACAAAUUCUGCAAACUGAACAAUUACCUCUUGUACCAGAUAUUCGCCGUGUUACCAAGAAAUUAAAUAGAAAUGGUAAUCUAGAAGAUGUGCUAAAAAUCUACCAAGUUUGCAAAAGGGUUCCAGAGAUUGUUCAAGUCCUGAGCUCCUUUUUGGAUGACGAAAAUAUCAACGAUGAGGUCAGAAACUUAGUUAAUUCUGUUUGGCUUGAGUCGUUACUUGGUCACAUGGAUCCUUUGAGCAAAUUACAGGAAAUGGUUGAAACGACUGUUGAUUUGGAAGCAUAUGAGACAAGCAAUCAAUAUAUGAUUAAGGUUGAGUUCAACGAGGAGCUAGCAAGGAUUAGAGAUCAGCUGAAUCAAGUAAUGAACCAGAUAAAUACCAUUCACCUGAAUGCCGCCGAAGAUCUUGGAUUUGAUCCCGAUAAAAAACUAAAAUUGGAAAAUCAUCAUAUCCAUGGAUGGUGUAUGAGGCUAACGCGUAAUGAUGCCAAGGAGUUACGUAAACAUAAAAACUAUCUGGAGUUAUCCACUGUAAAGGCUGGUAUUUUCUUCAGUACAAAAGAAAUGAAAGAGAUUGCAAAUGAGACAGCCAAUUUACAAAAAGCGUAUGAGAAGCAGCAAAUGUCAUUGGUAAAGGAAAUUGUAAAUAUCACAUUGACCUAUAGCCCAGUUUUGGAAAAGAUCUCUCUCAUUCUGGCACAUUUGGAUGUUUUAUGUUCAUUUGCACAUGCUGCUUCAUAUGCUCCAAUACCUUACAUAAGGCCUAAAAUGCAUGGAUUUGGUGUUGAAAGGAAAACACGCUUAAUUGGAUCUCGUCAUCCUGUUUUAGAAAUGCAGGAUGAGAUGACAUUUAUCGCAAACGAUGUCGAGUUAGAUGACAACGGUAAUUUUAUAAUAAUCACCGGACCAAAUAUGGGCGGUAAAUCCACAUAUAUCAGACAAGUUGGAGUAAUAUCCUUAAUGGCACAAAUUGGUUGUUUCGUACCAUGUGAAGAGGCGGAAAUUGCCGUUGUCGAUGCAAUCUUAUGCAGAGUAGGUGCUGGUGAUUCCCAGUUGAAAGGUGUAUCGACAUUUAUGGUUGAAAUGCUGGAAACCGCAUCCAUUUUGAAAAAUGCUACCAAGAAUUCCUUGAUUAUAGUUGACGAGUUGGGGCGUGGUACAAGCACGUACGACGGUUUUGGUCUAGCUUGGGCGAUUGCAGAACACAUUGUAAGCGAAAUCAAGUGUUUCGUUCUCUUCGCAACUCAUUUCCAUGAACUGACUUCCUUGGCCACCAAGCACCAUUCUGUCAAAAACAUGCAUGUUGUUGCUCACAUAGAGCAGCAAGAUAACAAACUCGAUACCGAGGAGGAUAUUACACUAUUAUACAAGGUUGAGCCUGGGAUCUCAGAUCAGUCAUUCGGUAUUCAUGUUGCAGAAGUUGUUAAAUUCCCACAAAAAAUUGUCAAGAUGGCGAAACGUAAGGCCAAUGAGCUGGAAGAGCUCAAGCAAUACAACAAAGACGACAAGAAACCCAAGCUUACUACUUCGGAGAUCAAUGAGGGCAGUGAACGCCUGAAGGCUCUGUUGAAGCAGUGGGUUUCUACUCUCGAAGAGGAAGGCUUGACCGAUCCCACAAAGCUGUCGGAAGAGAAAAGCCAACAGAAAAUACAGGACCUCUUACGCAAGCUAGCCCAAGAGUCAACGGCCACGAACGAUAAGUACCUGAACUACGUAAAAGAGACCCUUUUGUGA
Zygotorulaspora mrakii is the source of this 2883-nucleotide messenger RNA. RefSeq names its product mismatch repair ATPase MSH2 (gene MSH2). NCBI's taxonomy places the organism in Eukaryota, Fungi, Ascomycota, Saccharomycetes, Saccharomycetales, Saccharomycetaceae. Gene Ontology annotation, cellular component: MutSalpha complex; nucleus. The coding region runs from base 1 to 2883 and encodes 960 amino acids. The record is from RefSeq and is a predicted model, not a curated record. The transcript has a single exon. Gene Ontology annotation, biological process: mitotic recombination; mismatch repair. Gene Ontology annotation, molecular function: mismatched DNA binding; ATP binding; ATP-dependent DNA damage sensor activity.